Arachis ipaensis is the source of this 423-nucleotide messenger RNA. The record is from RefSeq and is a predicted model, not a curated record. NCBI's taxonomy places the organism in Eukaryota, Viridiplantae, Streptophyta, Magnoliopsida, Fabales, Fabaceae.
AUGAGGAUAAAGCGAAAAGCCGAAAGCAACAAUUGGUAUGUGUGUCGUUUUGUUGAUGAGCAUAACCACGACCUUCUCCCGGCAAAGUUUGUGUCAUACCUGCCAGCAUAUAGGAAAUUAUCAGAUGUUGAUAGAGCCCACAUGGACAGUUUAAGGCAGGUUGGAAUUUCAAUUCCCAAAAUUUACGAGUCUAUUACUGCUCAGGCUGGGGGUUUUAACCUAGUUACGUUCACAAAGAGAGAUAUGUAUAAUGUGGUUAGGCGGCAACGUGCAAUGCAAAGCAGCGAUGUGAAUGCCGUGUUACGGUAUUUCAAUGUUGGGACUGAGCAAAAUAUGUGUGAUCUGUUUUGGAGCGACGGGCGUAGUCAGGAUGAUUACAAGAUAUUUGGUGAUGUUUUGGCAUUUGAUGCAACUUACGGGUGA